CUUCCUUUCCCUGUGCCUCGGGUCCAGCAGGGAGGAAUCUCCGUGUGCCGGCUGGGCAGGGACCCCCUAAAGUCACAAGAGGGGGCGCACAGAGAUCUGCCGGGGGUCAGGCUGCCAUGGGUCCCCGCUCACCCCAGACCUGCCCACUGCCCCCCUCCCAAGGUGCCUGCAGAGUCCCCGGGGGGUGAGUGGCACUUGUACCAGUCUUAUGAGGGAUCGCCGGGUGCCCGCAGCGGGACGUCUGCCCUCACUCCGAUGGAUGUAAAGACCCCGACCGAAAGAAUGAAGUAACCGUGAUGGAGCCGGUAUCUGCCCCGGGCUCCAGCAUCAGAGCAGCCGCGUCCAGGGGGAGAUCGCUCUUUCUUUGUAUUCUUUUAUAUGUUUCCUGUUGCCUGGAUAUUUCUCAGGGAGCAGCUGAAGAUGUGGACGUUCUUCAGAAGUUGGGCCUCAUGGGGAGCAAGCCAUCCAGCCGCCCAAUUCCCGAAGGGGUCAUCCCGUUCAAGUCGGGAGUCAUUUUGACCCAGCGAGCACGUAUCGAAGCUCCGAUAUACGCCGUCAUACCGCCGAGCUUAGGAACCAACCUCACCCUGGUGCUGAGCCUCUGCUCGCAUCGCAUUAACAAUGCCUUUUUAUUCGCUGUCCGUAGCAAAAAGAAAAAACUUGAGCUCGGGUUGCAGUUCAUCCCGGGGAAAAUUAUAGUGUACGUGGGUCACAAGCAAUCCGUUUACUUCGAUUACAAUGUCCAUGACGGCCAGUGGCACAAUAUGGCUGUUGAUAUUCAAGGCCAAAAGGUGACUCUAUAUACUUCUUGUGGGAAGCAAAGAGUUAACGCCAGUCUGCAUAUAAAGAAAGAUGACACUUUGGAUUCUGAUGGGGUAUUUACGCUGGGGAAGCUGAACCAGCAGACUAUACAAUUUGAAGGUGCUAUUUGCCAGUUUGAUAUUUAUCCUUCCGCCAAGGCAGCUCACAAUUACUGUAAAUAUCUCAAGAAGCAAUGCAGGCAAGCGGAUACCUACCGGCCGAACCUGCCGCCUCUCAUCCCGCUGUUACCCCAAGAAGCCAUUUUGCCUCCAAUCCAAGAGCUAUUGCAAUCUCUAAGUAACCUUUCCACCAUUGCUCCUCAAGUAGAAUCGAGUAAAGCACACGUGACAACCAAAGUUAAGAUUCCUUCUGUGAAGUCAACGACAAAAUCGCCAACUGCAUCGUCCUCAACGCCUCCAACCCUUCAUAAAGCCGACACUCAACUCUCUUCGAGUCUCUCAACCAGGACUGCCACCAUGGCCCUCAGGAUAUCUCCGUCUAUUACUUCUACACCAGAUCAGCCUCAUCUUUCGGUAACCAAACUCAGUGCAUUACUUGGCCAGAACACUACGAAGAUCAAGAAGCAACAACUGCCGUCAGAGAAAAUAACCCCUCAGACCACCUACCAAAAAACAACCACCAGGCCUCCAGCGGCAACUGUCUCAUCUAAGCAGGUUAAAAAAAGCACCGGAAAUCCCAGGAGUACAAAUACCACCAUUUCAAAGCAAGUAUGGGAGAAAAGAACCAGUUCUCCGACUCUUAAGCCUCCUGCCAUGAUCCCUAAGGUCUUCUCAACAGCCACCUCAGUACCUUACACAAAACCAGGAUCUGGGUUCCAUCACACCACCUCCUCAACAUUUACCAGCAUGCCCUUCACUCACGACUACCUGUGGCUCGACCCAACUGCAUUUCCUUACUUGAUGGGACCUCCUGGGCCCAAAGGGGAUCUGGGUGCCCCAGGACCACCUGGCCCACCAGGACUUCCUGGACCACCUGGGAAAAGAGGUCCAAGAGGUCCUCCUGGCCCUCAUGGAAAUCCUGGCCCACCCGGACACCCUGGUCCAAAGGGUCAAAAGGGUGAUCCUGGCCUCUCUCCAGGAAAAGCCAUGAAUGGAUUGAAGGGAGACCCUGGAUUGGCUGGUCUGACGGGUGUUCCUGGGCCCCUGGGUCGAAAGGGACAGAAGGGUUAUCCCGGACCCCAAGGUCAUCCUGGUGAACCGGGAGAACGAGGACCAGAAGGAAGUCCGGGGGCCAAAGGUUAUCCUGGCAGGCAGGGAUUACCAGGUCCGAUAGGAGCUCCAGGACCAAAGGGAAGUCGGGGCUAUAUUGGCCUUCCAGGAUUAUUUGGGUUACCUGGAGCUGAUGGAGAACGCGGUUUGCCUGGAGUUCCCGGGAAGAGGGGCACGAUGGGUAGGCCGGGCUUUCCUGGUGACUUUGGAGAGCGCGGUCCCCCAGGACUUGAUGGCAACCCCGGAGAGUUCGGUCCCCCGGGUCCCGCUGGUGUCCCAGGAUUCAUUGGUGACAUGGGUGCUCUUGGACCUAUAGGCUUUAUGGGACCCAAAGGUUUGAAGGGGCUGCCGGGGAACCCAGGAGAAUCUGGACUGAAAGGUGAUAAGGGCUUUCAGGGACUUCCAGGGAUACCCGGAGAAGUAGGAUAUCAAGGCGACAAGGGCAGCCAGGGUCUCCCAGGGCCACCAGGACCACGUGGAAAGACGGGACCUGUGGGUAAACCAGGUGACAAAGGAUUCACCGGGCUUCCAGGUCCUCCAGGUCCAGAGGGCUUUCCAGGGGACAUUGGGCCUCCAGGACAAAAUGGACCGGAAGGAUUAAAGGGAAAGCCAGGAGCCAGAGGUUUCCCGGGGCCCAGAGGACAGCCUGGCCUGGAGGGAGAUGAAGGACCGAUUGGACCACCAGGAGCUCCCGGUCUGGAGGGUUAUCCAGGCAGAAAGGGAUUCCCAGGUAUUCCCGGAGCAGAAGGACUAAAGGGUGAGCCAGGAAACACAGGAAGAGCCGGGAAGAUCGGUGAACAGGGUCUUCCAGGAUUUAUUGGUCCUGUGGGGGAGACAGGAAUUCCAGGUGAAAAGGGAGACCGAGGCAGUACUGGGGCUCCAGGACCUCCAGGAGAGAAGGGAUCACUGGGUCACACCGGCAAUCCCGGACCACCAGGUCCUCCUGGUCCUCCAGGACCACCGGGUGUACCCGGAUCACGUGGGGCUACAGGUAUCCGAGGUCCAAAAGGCCGAAGGGGUGCCAGAGGCCCUGAUGGACCAACGGGAGGAUCUGGGCUACCAGGUACCAAGGGACCUCAAGGAGUUCGGGGUAAAGAAGGACCAGUUGGGCAACAGGGCAAGAUGGGAGAAAGAGGACCUGUCGGGCCACGUGGUUUUACAGGUAUUCCAGGACCUUCUGGCCCAACUGGAGAGAAAGGAAUUCCAGGAAACCCGGGACCACCAGGACCACAAGGGCCUGUCGGGGCUUUGGGUGAAAUUGGACAUAAGGGACCUCCAGGGGCAAAAGGAGAACCAGGGCCACCAGGUGAUCUAGGAAUGAAGGGAGAUAUUGGUCCAUUGGGAAUACCGGGAGAACAAGGCCUCAUAGGCCAGAGAGGAGAAACAGGCCUAGAAGGGGACAGUGGUCCGAUGGGCCCCGACGGACUGAAGGGUGAGAAAGGCGAGCCAGGCCCUGACGGGGAGAAUGGAGAAAAGGGCACCGUCGGCUUAAUAGGAAAAGAUGGUCCUCCCGGUUUCAAUGGAAUUCCAGGUGUCAGAGGAGUAGAGGGAAAACCUGGAAAACAAGGGGAAAAGGGAAAGCCAGGACGCAAGGGAAGCAAAGGUAUUCAGGGUCACCUUGGGGAGACCGGUUCUCCAGGUAAACCAGGACCACCAGGGAAUCAAGGACCCAAGGGAAGUAGAGGCACCCUCGGGCCUGUGGGCUCUCCUGGCAGGAUGGGUGCACAGGGAGAACCAGGAAUUCACGGUUAUCAGGGACAUGCAGGCCCCCCAGGUCCAGUUGGUCCUCCAGGAGUAAAAGGCGAAAAGGGAGAACAAGGGGAAGAUGGCAAAACGGAAGGUGCCCCGGGUUCUCCUGGAGACAGAGGACCUGUUGGUGACCGCGGAGACCGAGGAGAACCAGGGGACCCAGGAUAUCCUGGUCAAGAAGGACCAGAAGGCCCCAGAGGGAAAGCUGGACAACAAGGCUUACCAGGCCAUGCGGGACCACCAGGUUUUCAAGGUUUAAAGGGAUCCAAAGGUGCUAUGGGUUUAAAGGGCAAAGCAGGAAAAUCAGGAGAACCCGGCGCUCACGGUCCACCUGGGGCAGUAGGAAUGGUCGGACCCCGGGGAGUAGUAGGAAGACAAGGCCAAGAGGGUCCCCCAGGACCAGAUGGAAUACCAGGGAAAGAUGGCACUUCUGGGCUGAAAGGAGAACAAGGUGACGAUGGAGAAAUCGGCCCUGCUGGCAUGUCUGGAAAGCGUGGAAACACUGGUGUGCCCGGAUUACCUGGGGCUCAGGGACCAUUUGGGUUUAGGGGAGAAAGAGGAUUGCCAGGUCAAGUGGGGGCACCAGGUAAACGCGGCAUGGAAGGUGGCAUGGGACUUCCUGGUGCCAAAGGAGAGACCGGGCCGAAAGGCCAGCCAGGUGACCCUGGGGAGACUGGAUUUCCUGGCAUGGCCGGACUGUUUGGACCAAAGGGACCUCCUGGGGACAUCGGCUAUAAGGGCAUUCAAGGACCUAAAGGACCUCCUGGUCUGAUGGGAAAUGUAGGAGUCAUCGGACCAGUGGGUAUUGUCGGGCCUUCUGGAAACCUAGGCCCGGUGGGAGACAAAGGAACACAAGGGGAAACCGGAUUGCCGGGGCCUCGGGGUCCUCCCGGUCCGCGUGGAAAGCCUGGACCACCGGGGCCUCCUGUGUUUUUGGAAUCAUUUAGAACAGAAGACUUCAGUGAAUCUUACCAAGCCCUAAUGGACUCCAAUGGACCGUCCUACCGAAGUACUGACUUUAUGUUUGUGGAGCACGGAGGAGAAAUUUUUAAGACCUUACACUACCUCAGUAGCCUCAUCCAAAGUAUAAAAAAUCCGCUGGGCACUAAAGACAACCCUGCCCGAAUCUGCAGAGAUCUGAUGAAUUGCCAACAAAAGAUGGGAGAUGGCACUUAUUGGAUUGAUCCCAAUCUUGGCUGUUCUUCUGAUACCAUCGAAGUCACCUGUAACUUUACACAGGGUGGUCAGACGUGUCUUAGGCCGGUCACUGCAUCCAAGUUGGUGUUUGACGUCGGCCGAGUUCAGAUGAAUUUUCUUCACCUCUUGAGUUCGGAGGCCGUUCAGCACAUAACAAUCCACUGCCUGAAUGUCCCUGUGUGGGGAUCAUCGUCAGACAAACCCUCCCAGAAUGCUGUGCGAUUCAGGGCCUGGAAUGGACAGAUAUUUGAGGCAGGAGGUCAAUAUCAGCCAGAGGUCACUGUGGAUGACUGCAGGUUACAAGAUGGACGUUGGCAUCAAACCAUCUUUACCUUUCGAACACAAGACCCCAAUCAGUUACCGAUCCUCGACGUCUUAAAUCUCCCUCCAUCCACACCCGGCAAGAACCUUCACUUGGAAGUGGGGAGCGUAUGCUUCUUGUGAAAAGUUACCUUGGUUCUGCAUCCAUUGGACCCCCGAAUACCCUCGUACUCCGAGCAGGUGAAAGGUGCCAAAUGACUUGCAAACAUAAUAGAGCUAAUCACACUUCCCUGCUCCCCUCCCGACCCAUUGUACCAGAGCAGAACUGAGAACGGAGGGGAUACAACCAUCUAGACCCCCCCCCCCUCCCGCCCGCCACCACAACCCGCUGUGCAAUGGUAAUCGAGGGCACGGGAAACAGAAUCAUUGCUCCCCCCCCCGGAGCUGACACUUACUAAAAAGGGGUGUCGGCGAAAAGGGAUAUGGAAGAUCCGCGGUCUACCAGUCACCCGCCUGAGAGACAACAAAAAAACAACAUAAAAGAUUAAUAACGUUAUCCUCCCCCCUUCUGCCGGGGAGCGGCUAACAGAAAGAGCAUUAUGGGUAAUACAGGCAGAAAGCAUUGUUGAAGUGCAAUAUAAAAUAACGUGUACAAACAAAAAACAAAAAAAAACUAAAAAGAAUAAAUAAAAAAUAAUAUAAAUGUUAUUUAAUGAGAGAAAGUAUAUAACUC
Messenger RNA from Hyla sarda, 5970 nucleotides. It is a transcript of the gene COL27A1, whose product is annotated as collagen type XXVII alpha 1 chain. Gene Ontology annotation, molecular function: extracellular matrix structural constituent. Bases 297 to 5420 code for a protein of 1707 amino acids. The transcript has 61 exons. The record is from RefSeq and is a predicted model, not a curated record. Gene Ontology annotation, biological process: angiogenesis; endothelial cell morphogenesis. NCBI's taxonomy places the organism in Eukaryota, Metazoa, Chordata, Amphibia, Anura, Hylidae.